This is a messenger RNA of Vicia villosa (hairy vetch), 720 nucleotides long. RefSeq lists its product as uncharacterized. Gene Ontology annotation, molecular function: protein phosphatase inhibitor activity. Gene Ontology annotation, cellular component: cytoplasm. The coding region runs from base 184 to 543 and encodes 119 amino acids. The record is from RefSeq and is a predicted model, not a curated record. The transcript has 7 exons. Lineage: Eukaryota; Viridiplantae; Streptophyta; Magnoliopsida; Fabales; Fabaceae.
UGAUUGUAAAAAACAAUGGGAUCCAAUAUCAAAGACAACAACACGCAAACAGAUAGAGAGAGAAAGUGAGAAGAAUUUUAGAGAGAGAAAGUGAGAGAGAGGUGAACACCGACCGGACGUUCGGUGCUCCGCUCAUCACGGUUGUGGCCCCACCGCUCCGUAUUUAACGCUCUAAAGGAUCACAUGUCAAACAUAGAGGAUAACAAAGAACUUGGACAGAUGGAUGUGGAUGCAUCUGGUGGGUCAGUUAACAUGCCAUCGCCUCAGAAGCAGGAGGAAACUUUAAAGAAAAAAUAUGGAGGAAUGAUUCCCAAAAAACCGCCACUUAUUUCUAAGGACCAUGAGCGUGCUUACUUCGAUUCUGCAGAUUGGGCGUUGGGAAAGCAAGGCGGUGGUGGUAAGCCUAAGGGACCACUCGAGGCUCUCCGGCCUAAACUACAGCCAACACAACAGCAGACGCGUUACCGGAAAUCUCCAUACGCCCCGUCGGGUGAAGAAGGUGGAAGUGUUCCAUCUGAGGAGGAUGCACCUUCCAAUGAGUAAAAGCAGCAAUCAGGGUUUUGAUGAUUUGCUGAUUAUUAUUGUUCUGGUAUACCUCAGUAGGUAUAACUUUUUGUUGUUUUCAACAAUAAAAUAAGUUUAUUAUUAUUAUGGAUUCAUAUUAAUUAGAUAAAGGACAAGUUAUUUGGCCUGCAGCUAUGCUGUAGACACUUCCUGUGA